Molecule: messenger RNA, 951 nt
Organism: Necator americanus (New World hookworm)
Lineage: Eukaryota; Metazoa; Nematoda; Chromadorea; Rhabditida; Ancylostomatidae
Exons: 9
Coding region: 1-951 (316 amino acids)
Biological process (GO): chemical synaptic transmission; regulation of membrane potential; nervous system process
Cellular component (GO): plasma membrane; synapse; neuron projection
Molecular function (GO): transmitter-gated monoatomic ion channel activity involved in regulation of postsynaptic membrane potential; transmembrane signaling receptor activity; excitatory extracellular ligand-gated monoatomic ion channel activity
Source: RefSeq, a predicted model, not a curated record
AUGCGCGCUACGGCAAUCCAGGGUCCACGUAUAGGGUUGUGGUUGGCCCUGUUCUGUUAUGCCCUCGACGUCGUACCCGGAGUUGACGGGAAACGAAAACUCAAGGAACAGGAGAUCAUUCAACGUAUUCUCAACAAUUACGAUUGGAGAGUUCGACCGCGAGGGCUGAACGCUUCAUGGCCAGACACCGGCGGUCCUGUGCUGGUCACCGUGAACAUCUACCUUCGUUCCAUAUCGAAAAUCGACGAUGUGAACAUGGAGUACAGCGCUCAGUUCACAUUUCGCGAGGAAUGGGUGGAUGCACGGUUGGCCUAUGGCCGUUUCGAGGAUGAGUCCACAGAGGUGCCACCAUUCGUAGUGUUAGCGACUAGUGAAAAUGCGGACCAAUCGCAGCAAAUCUGGAUGCCUGACACUUUUUUCCAGAAUGAGAAAGAAGCACGACGUCAUCUGAUCGAUAAACCGAACGUGCUGAUACGAAUUCAUAAGGACGGCUCGAUUCUUUAUAGCGUCAGGUUAUCGUUGGUGCUGUCGUGUCCGAUGUCCUUGGAAUUCUAUCCGUUGGAUCGUCAGAAUUGCCUUAUCGACUUAGCGUCAUAUGCGUACACAACUCAGGAUAUCAAAUAUGAAUGGAAGGCAACGAAUCCAGUACAGCAAAAAGACGGCUUACGUCAAUCGUUGCCAAGUUUCGAACUACAAGACGUCGUCACCAAAUACUGUACGAGCAAAACCAAUACGGGCGAGUAUUCAUGUCUACGUACUCAAAUGGUGCUACGUCGAGAAUUCAGCUAUUACCUGCUGCAGCUGUAUAUCCCUUCGUUUAUGCUUGUCAUAGUGUCAUGGGUGUCAUUCUGGCUGGAUAAAGAUUCGGUCCCAGCACGAGUCACGUUAGGUGUCACAACACUGCUCACCAUGACAACCCAGGAAAGAAACCCUUCGUUUAAUUUGAUUUAA